GUCUGAACUUAGUUUGAUUAUCGCCAAAUCAUUCUUCAACUCUGGUUAUGUAGCUGAAGCAAGGAAGAAGGGGUUUUCAAAUAUUUUUAAUUUCAAAACUUUUCAAAAUGUCCCUUCUGUCUCGCGUAUUUGCCAACGUCUGCAGCACGAUAAAUAGAUACGCAACUGUAGCCGUACAGCAGACCACAAAUUUUCACUCCUUGACGAGUAGUCCUGUUUCUCAAGCAUCUCCUGGGGGCCUGUUCAACAUAGCAGUCCGAACCAAUAUACGAGUACAUUUCCCUAGGCCUUCAGAAAGGCGUAGGAUCAAAAGGCAUGGGUACUGGCAACGCAUGAAGACUCGUGAGGGCCGAAGGGUCCUAAUGAAUAGGAUACUCAAAGGGAGAUGGGUCUAUUCACAUUGAAUCUUAUUAAUUUGUUAUGUAAGUAGUUGUAUAAUAGUAACAACGAAGCCCGUGAUAAUAACCAAUAUUACGAGCUAUAGAAAAUGGAAAGCCAACCUGGGCAUCAUCCUUUAAGGUGAUUCUUUUUUGUAUAUCCAUGUGUAGGCAGAACAGACACUUAUUAAAUUGUAAUCAUAAUAAAUUUUCAGUUCUUUAUGUUGUCUUACUACAAACUAACUGAUUUGGUCUACUAUAAAUGAUUUUCGACUCUCAGAAAUUCAUUGUUGGAAGGAAAGCAUAUGUGCUGAAAAAUUAAGACAUCUAGCUAAAAUAUUAUCUUUAUUUAUUUCAAGUAGAAAAUAGUAUCUCUAUUUAUAUACAACAAUAGAAUUUGACAAUACAUGUAUAAGGAAAAUAAAAUUAAGAUUUUUAGAGGCUGAUUAGGUAUACAAAACCCUCCCAGUUGUCAGAGAAACAAGCACAGCUGUGUCAUAUUGUGUCAUUUGUAGUUUACCUUCAUGGUUGGAGCAUGUUAUGACUUGAAUAGGGAUUAAGGCACUUUUAU
This is a messenger RNA of Acanthoscelides obtectus, 948 nucleotides long. NCBI's taxonomy places the organism in Eukaryota, Metazoa, Arthropoda, Insecta, Coleoptera, Chrysomelidae. The record is from the annotation of a GenBank genome assembly.